AUGGCCACAGAAAAAAAACUAAAUGAAUAUGUUGUUUGCAAGAGGGAAAACUUUGACCUGACUCCUCACUACAGUAUUUCUCCAAGUCUGAGCCCUUCUCGCCUUAAUCACCGCUGUGUCUGUGGCCCUGUCUCCCUCUUCCCUCCUCCAUCCGUUCUUCCUCUUUCCCACACAGAGGCCGAGAGCUUGGAGUUGGGCUUCACACGUCAGCCUCUGGUCCUGUGCAACGAGAGCAGGCUUCUGCAGGACAUACAAGUGUGUGGAGAGCUGUUCAAGAGUUCAAUGACACUCAUCGACUCACAGCACUGGUGCAACCUCACAUACUUCUUCAGCGAGUACCACGUGUUCUCAGCCUGCACCGAGCAGACGUCGGAGCGGAUAGGCUGCUACUUCCCCAACCCGCUGGUGCAGAACUUCAUGGUGCACAUCCACAAGCUCUUCUUCUCCAACUACACGGUGGAGCGGGUGGUGUGGGUGGACCCCUCGGACGACCUCCUGGCCGUCCUCAUCCUCAUCCCCAUCCUGCUGACGCUGGCCAUGAUCACCCUGGUGGUCUGGUGCAGUAAGAGGAGCGACAUCCUGGUCUAGCGUUUAGCUAGCGAAAUCACUUCCUGGUUUAUGGCGUGGUGGUCCAGUGGAGUGGUUGCUUUGAGCCCAGUGGGCCUUUUUUUUCACGUGACACCUUCAAACACUGGACGCUUCAAUGCAUUCGAAGCAAGGUACAAGUUGCAUCAGGUGGUAUGGACGUAAUAUAUGGAGGCCACUGUUCUCUGCCUGAAAGUGUUAGUCGUAUAUAGGACCUGCUUCAAAAAUGGAACUUGUCUGAUGUCACAGUAAAAAAUGCUAAUACAGUCACACCGCCCUGGGACCGAAAGUCUGAAAAAUAUCACAAAUGAGAGACCAAAAGAGGCCCCUCCCUUGACUAUUGUUUUUUGUUUAUAUAUAGAGAGAGUCCCAAAGAGGGGUGAGAGUUGGGCUCUCUAUGAUUGGACAACCUGUAAAAGAAUAACUGAAUGAAUGAAUGUCUUCACUAUUGUGGUGAAGCUUGAAAUGGAUAUUCCACACCAAAUACUUUGUUUUGUUUUCUUGGGACCUAUUGCUAUUUUGUCAUUAUUAUUACCAUUUUUUUUCUCAAGCAGCAGAGUGCCACCCUAUAGUCCCCAUAAUUACCUGGGGCUCAGUACUCACUUUUUUGCAUCCGCUUGCACCAUUUAUUCCCCAUCACACCAACACACUUCACUGUACUCUGUAUGGGGUAUGGUGAACCAAAAAAAAAGACCAAAAACGGUGGAUAAUUUUUUUCCCCCUUGGUAAUGGCUGACUUUCAAGACGGGGAAUACAGAUAUUAUUUUGUGUUGCUAUCAGAACUCCUGCGGAGCAUUGCAAUGGACCCUUUUGAAGAUGGAUUCGGCCAUCUUUCACCAUUCCCAAAGGAUCAAACCUAGAGUUGGACUGCAAAGGCUCUCUCUUUUUUCUCUUUUCACACCUUUACCACACAAAGCCUCUUGCCAGUCCCCCUGGGGAGAUCCUUGGGUUAUAAAAUAAACACACCAAAAGGGAAAUAUGCCCCCAAAGAAGAGAGACCAAGGACAGAAUUCGCAGUCAACACACACAUUGAGACUAAAGGCCCAUUCAUGCCCUACGUGUGGUAAACUACACAUACGUACGGAAUUCUGUUCGUACGCGCUAACCCUCAACAUGUUGUUAUUGGUUAGCACAUGUGAACCAUUCCACACAUAUUCGUAGCCCUCUUGCAUGUAGAGUAUGAAUCGGGCCUUCCUCUAAGCUACUGUACAUACCAAUUACACUCUAGCUAUUGCAACAAAUGCAGUACAGUUCCUAUACUACGUUCUGGCCACAAGGACCGGACUGGAUUGAUUAGAAGGACCACUUGCUUUUAUUUUUUUUAAUUUCAUGUCUUCUCAUUUUUUGCCUCACUUUGCCUGUACACACAUGGCCCCUACCUUCUCCACUUGCACCUUACAUUCAUUCUCAGCUUGCUAUCAGCCAAAAAAAACCCAAAACAAAACAAAAAGCUCCUGCAAAAGCUCCUCAUUCUUCUUCUGCUUCCGUGAUGUGCUUCACUGUGGAUUCUGUUAGUGAUUGCGUGCCAAAUGCGGUGAUGUGACUCUCCCUACAGAAACACAGGGAGUUUGUGUAGAUCCUGACGCUAAUUUGAUUUCUUUUCAUGCGCUUAAAUCGUCCCCAAGGAGCUGUGAACAGGAAUCACUGUAAAGAGACUCAAUCCAGAGCACAUGUCUGGCUACCACAAGAUUAAUUUCAGUUGUCUUUUUUAUUAUUUGUACGGCUCUGUGUGUGUGUGUGUGUGUGUGUAUGUGUGUGUGUGUGUGUGUGCGUGUGCGUGCGUGCGUGUGUGUGUGUUUGUUCGGGGAGAGUUCUGAGUCACUGUACUGUACCGCUAAUUUAAUGUAUGAAUUAAAUCAUAUACUAUGUAGAUUAUUCAGAGUAUUCAUCAAGAUGUCACACCACUGCUGUGCUUAAUCAACCAGUCUACAAUGGAGCCACUGUACUCUAUGUACUGUUUACCCUACUUGCAUAUCCACAUGAGCGCG
This is a messenger RNA of Engraulis encrasicolus (European anchovy), 2573 nucleotides long. Its product is annotated as receptor activity-modifying protein 3-like. The record is from RefSeq and is a predicted model, not a curated record. Lineage: Eukaryota; Metazoa; Chordata; Actinopteri; Clupeiformes; Engraulidae. Gene Ontology annotation, biological process: cellular response to hormone stimulus; regulation of G protein-coupled receptor signaling pathway; G protein-coupled receptor signaling pathway. Bases 1 to 588 code for a protein of 195 amino acids. Gene Ontology annotation, cellular component: membrane; signaling receptor complex; cell surface. The transcript is spliced from 3 exons. Gene Ontology annotation, molecular function: coreceptor activity.